AUGGAAGCGCUGACGCUGUGGCUUCUCCCCUGGAUAUGCCAGUGCGUGUCGGUGCGGGCCGACUCCAUCAUCCACAUCGGUGCCAUCUUUGAGGAGAACGCGGCCAAGGACGACAGGGUGUUCCAGCUGGCCAUCUCGGACCUGAGCCUCAACGAUGACAUCCUGCAGAGCGAGAAGAUCACCUACUCCAUCAAGGUCAUCGAGGCCAACAACCCGUUCCAGGCCGUGCAGGAAGCCUGCGACCUCAUGACGCAGGGGAUCUUGGCCCUGGUCACGUCCACGGGCUGCGCACCGGCCAACGCCCUGCAGUCGCUCACCGAUGCCAUGCACAUCCCACACCUGUUCGUGCAGCGCAGCCCGGGGGGGUCCCCGCGCACCGCCUGCCACCUGAACCCCAGCCCCGACGGGGAGGCCUACACGCUGGCCUCCAGGCCGCCCGUGCGCCUCAACGACGUGAUGCUCCGGCUGGUGACGGAGCUGCACUGGCAGAAGUUCGUCAUGUUCUAUGACAGCGAGUACGAUAUCCGUGGUCUCCAGAGCUUCCUGGACCAGGCCUCGCGGCUGGGCCUCGACGUCUCGUUGCAGAAGGUGGACAAGAACAUCAGCCACGUGUUUACCAGCCUCUUCACCACGAUGAAGACGGAGGAGCUGAACCGCUACCGGGACACGCUGCGCCGGGCCGUGCUGCUGCUCAGCCCGCAGGGGGCGCACUCCUUCAUCAACGAGGCCGUGGAGACCAACCUGGCUUCCAAGGACAGCCACUGGGUCUUUGUCAACGAGGAAAUCAGCGACCCGGAGAUUCUGGACCUGGUCCACAGCGCCCUCGGCAGGAUGACCGUGGUCCGGCAGAUCUUCCCAGCGGCCAAGGACAACCAGAAGUGCAUGAGGAACAACCACCGAAUCUCCUCCUUGCUCUGUGACCCCCAGGAGGGCUACCUCCAGAUGCUGCAGAUCUCCAACCUGUACCUGUACGACAGCGUCCUGAUGCUGGCCAACGCCUUCCACCGGAAGCUGGAGGACCGGAAGUGGCACAGCAUGGCCAGCCUCAACUGCGUCCGCAAGUCCACCAAGCCCUGGAACGGAGGGAGGUCCAUGCUGGACACGAUCAAGAAGGGCCACAUCACCGGCCUCACGGGGGUCAUGGAGUUUCGGGAGGACAGCUCCAAUCCCUACGUCCAGUUUGAGAUCCUGGGCACCACCUACAGUGAGACCUUCGGCAAAGACAUGCGCAAGCUGGCGACCUGGGACUCGGAGAAGGGCCUGAACGGCAGCCUGCAGGAGCGGCCCAUGGGCAGCCGCCUUCACGGACUCACGCUCAAGGUGGUGACAGUCUUGGAAGAGCCUUUCGUGAUGGUGGCUGAGAACAUCCUCGGGCAGCCCAAGCGCUACAAAGGCUUCUCCAUCGACGUCCUGGACGCCCUGGCCAAGGCGCUGGGCUUCAAGUAUGAGAUCUACCAGGCCCCCGACGGCAGGUACGGCCACCAGCUCCGCAACACCUCCUGGAACGGGAUGAUCGGGGAGCUCAUCAGCAAGCGCGCGGACCUGGCCGUCUCGGCCAUCACCAUCACGCCCGAGCGGGAGAGCGUGGUGGACUUCAGCAAGCGCUACAUGGACUACUCGGUGGGGAUCCUGGUCAGGAAGCCCGAGGAGAAAAUCAGCGUCUUCUCUCUCUUUGCUCCGUUCGACUUCGCCGUCUGGGCCUGCAUCGCGGCCGCCAUCCCCGUGGUUGGGGUGCUGAUAUUCGUGCUGAACCGGAUACAGGCUGUGAGGGCUCAGACCGGGGCCCAGCCCCGGCCGUCGGCGUCUGCCACCCUGCACAGUGCUAUCUGGAUCGUCUACGGAGCCUUCAUGCAGCAAGGUGGGGAGUCCUCCGUGAACUCUGUGGCCAUGCGGAUCGUGAUGGGGAGCUGGUGGCUGUUCACCCUCAUCGUGUGCUCCUCCUACACGGCCAACCUGGCUGCCUUCCUCACUGUGUCCAGGAUGGACAACCCCAUAAGGACAUUCCAGGACCUGUCCCAGCAAGUGGAGCUGUCGUACGGCACCGUCCGGGACUCGGCCGUGUACGAGUACUUCCGGGCCAAGGGCACCAACCCCCUGGAGCAGGACAGCACGUUCGCCGAGCUCUGGCGGACCAUCAGCAAGAACGGCGGGGCUGACAACUGCGUGGCCAGUGCCUCAGAAGGCAUCAGGAAGGCCAAGAAGGGGAACUACGCCUUCCUGUGGGACGUGGCGGUGGUGGAGUACGCGGCCCUGACGGACGACGACUGCUCCGUGACCGUUGUGAGCAACAGCGUGAGCAGCAAGGGCUACGGCAUCGCGCUGCAGCACGGCAGCCCCUACCGGGACCUCUUCUCCCAGAGGAUCCUGGAGCUGCAGGACGCCGGGGACCUGGACGUGCUGAAGCAGAAGUGGUGGCCGCACACGGGCCGCUGUGAACGCGCCACCCACGCCGGCGCCCAGGCCGACGGCAGGGCCCUCAAGCUGCACAGCUUCGCCGGAGUCUUCUGCGUCCUGGCCAUCGGCCUCCUCCUGGCCUGCCUGGUGGCUGUCCUGGAGUGGUGGUGGAGCAGCAACCGGUGCCACCAGGAGACCCCCAAAGAGGACAAAGAAGUGGACCUGGAGCAGGUGCACCGGCGCAUGAACAGCCUCAUGGACGAGGACAUUGCCCACAAGCAGAUCUCCCCGGCGUCCAUUGAGCUGGCGGCCUUGGAGCCCACGCGGGAGUACGCCAACCCCCAGCUGUCCGUCAGCACCUUCCUGCCCGAGCAGGGCGGCCCCGGCGCCGGCCGGACUCUGUCGGCGGGGCCCAGCAGCAGCCUGCCGCUGCCGCUCAGCAGCUCGGCCACCAUGCCCGCCAUGCCCUGCAAGCAUCGCUCGCCCAACGGGGGGCUGUUCCGCCAGAGCCCGGUGAAGACCCCCAUCCCCAUGUCCUUCCAGCCCGUGCCUGGGGGCGUCCUCCCGGAGGCCUUGGACACCUCCCACGGCACGUCCAUCUGA
Molecule: messenger RNA, 2997 nt
Organism: Molossus molossus (Pallas's mastiff bat)
Lineage: Eukaryota; Metazoa; Chordata; Mammalia; Chiroptera; Molossidae
Gene: GRID1
Product: glutamate ionotropic receptor delta type subunit 1
Exons: 16
Coding region: 1-2997 (998 amino acids)
Biological process (GO): modulation of chemical synaptic transmission; synaptic transmission, glutamatergic; monoatomic ion transport
Cellular component (GO): postsynaptic membrane; plasma membrane
Molecular function (GO): transmitter-gated monoatomic ion channel activity involved in regulation of postsynaptic membrane potential; glutamate-gated receptor activity
Source: RefSeq, a predicted model, not a curated record